GACACUAGUGACAGUCUAAACGUCAAAACUUACUUGAAGUUGUCAAAAAAAGUUAAAUAAUUCAAUGUGGUGAACUCCGGACUGGACUAAUUGAAUUAUGCAAGUUUUAUUAUUCUCGCAGGUUCACAAUACAGCAAUUGAAACCUAAUAAAAUGAAUAUUGAUUCAAUGAAGCAGCUCCACUUGAAGCAAUUUGCUUCACACAAGAGACGGACCCAGUGAAAGUUUUUUUCUGUGAAUAACCUUGUGCUUGACUUGUUGAAUUGAACCUGAUUUUACCUGAUAAGAUACCGAUUGGUACUGCCUGCAGUUUUACACUGAAAUUCAUCAAAAAUAAACACAAACAUGCCGGUCCUACCAAUACUAGAGACAGAAACAGAGUGUCGCAGUACCACAGACAGUAUUGGAUCAAAUUCUGAUUUGUCUGUUACUACAGUGCAAAGUGGCUCCACAAUGACAAAAAGCCAAAUGGACGUAGUUUGUGUAAUAGAUGUGUGCCAAUCAGAAAACUUGGCACAAAGAAAAAAGGCUCUAGAAGAAGUGAGACAGGCCUGUCUUUUGAUCGGGGCCAACCUCAAUCAUGUUCAGUUGGAUAAGCUGGACUUUGGUGAAACAAAUGUUGUUAGUAGUUUUUACAAUGCAGAUGUAGUCAUCAUAGAUGUUUCUUUCCCAAUGCAACGCAGGACUGCUUUUUACCACCUUGGUGUCAGAGAAAGUUUCAAGAUGAAACAGAAUAUACUUAUAUACAAUGAUAUGGAUUCUGAGGUUACCCUAAAACUUAAGUUAUCAUGUGGGAGUUAUCCUUUUGUAUCAUACAAUCUUUCUGAAAGUUCUUGCCUAACAACUUGUCCUAGUGGACGAGCAGAUGAACCCACAGACUUUCUUCAUCAGAAACUGAAGAAGUUAUUACAAGAUGUUGAAGUGCAAGCAAAAGCCCACCUGAAAGAGAAGUUCCUCAACGACCUCAAAAAACUCAAAGAAAACAAAAAAGGUGAGGAGCUGAAAGAAGCCCUGCUGCACAUGCGUAAACGUCUCGACGAUCCCAACGUGCUCUCCCUAGAAGUCAUCCUCAACAUGCUGUUCUGCUUUCGAGACAUCCAGGAGUACGACAGCAUGAUCCACCUGGUGGAGGACCUCAAACGAGUACCUCUGGCCAGGAAGUACCUCAACUCGUACAUCAUGUUCUUGUACGCUUUCGCCUUGAACAGGCGGCGCAAAGAGGGAGAUAGGAAGUGUGCUUUGGCCGUUUGCGAAGAAGCUCUCAAAAGUAAAGAAAACCAUUUUCCAGACAUGUUAUGUCUGUGUGGAAGGAUAUACAAAGACAUAUUCACGGAAUCCAACCACACAGACACGAAAAGUUUGGACGCCGCCAUUUUGUGGUACAGGAAGGGUUUUGAAAUCAGGCCAAAUGAAUAUGCAGGCAUAAAUCUGGCCACCUUGCUGGUGACCAAGGGCGCCGAGAUCGGCAAGUCGGACGAACUCGAGCACAUCGGCAUGACCUUGAACAAUCUCAUCGGCAAAAAGGGCAGCUUGGCCUCGUUGAGCGACUAUUGGGACGUGGCCACCUUCUUCGAGAUUUCGGUGCUGUUUCAGCAGUACAGCAAGGCGAUCCAAGCGGCCGCGUACAUGUUCAAGCUGAAGCCGCCCAAUUGGCAUUUGAAGUCCACCGUCGAUAAUAUACAGCUGAUCGACAGGGUGCGCAAGAAAACCGAUUUGGUGGGGAGCCCAGAAGAGCAAAUUUUCCAUUUCUGGAUGGAAUUUUUUCUGGAAGCAACCAAAACAGAGAUGGAAGGGACCUUCAGAUUUCCUGUUUUGAUCCUGGAACCCAGCAAAGAACUGAUGCCCAGCUACGUCUGUGUCAAUUUAGGUGCUGAACCCCAAAACCUCACAGUAACGAAUUUAUGUGAUAAAAGUCUUAGAGGAGAGUGCACACAAAUUCACGAUUGGGAAUUCACCGCAAGACAAAUUCGAGGCCUGAGCUUUUACAAGAAAGAUGAGAGAUGCAUUAUUCUUUAUGUCCACCAAAAUUCCGAUGACUUCCAGAUAUAUCUUCCAUCAGAAACAUGCCGAGAAGCCUUCUACAAAUUAUUCCUGGAACUGACAAACUAUCAAGAAGGCCUGUUGGAAUCAAAGCCACCUAGGGAAAUCAAGUACGAGUACGAACGCGAUGAAAUGGGUCGGAAAGUCGUUCUGGGCAAAGGUACCUACGGGGUGGUAUAUGCUGCCAGAGACCUCAACACUCAAGUCAGAAUUGCUGUGAAGGAAGUUCCAGAGAAGAAUCUAGGGGUGGUUCAACCCCUGCACGAGGAAAUCCGCUUGCACGCCCACAUGCAUCACAGGAACAUCGUCCAAUACCUCGGGUCCCUAUCCGAAGACAACUACUUCAAAAUUUUCAUGGAACAGGUGCCCGGAGGCUCUCUGAGCGCUCUGCUGCGGUCCAAGUGGGGCCCUCUCAAGUCCAACGAGCACACCAUGGUUUACUACACCAAGCAGAUACUAGAGGGGCUGAAAUAUUUGCAUGACCAGAAGAUCGUCCACAGAGAUAUCAAAGGUGAUAACGUUUUAGUUAACACUUACAGUGGGGUCGUCAAGAUUUCCGAUUUUGGCACCUCAAAACGACUUGCCGGCUUAGGUAGGAGUACAGCAGCAGUCACUUUCACUGGCACCCUUCAGUAUAUGGCACCGGAAGUAAUCGACAAGGGGCACAGAGGGUACGGUCCUCCGGCUGACAUCUGGUCCCUGGGGUGCACCAUCGUGGAGAUGGCCACCAGCAAACCGCCCUUCAUCGAGCUCGACUCCCCCCAGGCCGCCGUUUUCCGCGUGGGGUACUACAAGGCGCACCCCGAGGUGCCCGAGGAGCUCUCCGACAGGGCGAAAUCCUUCAUCAUGAGGUGUUUCGAGCCUGAUCCCGACAAAAGGGCCACCGCCUCCGAGCUGCUCGAAGAUCCCUUUCUAGGUCCUGAAAGAAGACAAAAAAAUAUUCGAUUAAACACAGAUUUCAGUCGUAGCGUAUCGGUACCUGCUGAAAAAAUGUCGUCCAGGCAUCCCGGUCAUAGCAGUGCCCCCAAUCAAACACCUACUUCCCCGGAAGCAGACUCCCAUAGUCGAAGUGCCCUUCUAGCACCAAUCCAAAUGCCUACUGCCCUUACUUUCAACAGCUUGGCUUCCACUCCUUCAUUGGAAUGUGAAUCUGAAAGUGCCACUACAGAAAGACGAAAUUCAUCUGGUACCCUGUUAUCUCCUGAAGUAGAUUCAGGCAUUGGUGCAGAGACUGAUGGAUUUUAUUUGCUCAAAAAAGACUCCCAGAGACGUACCACUCUAGCCAAAGUUUUGGCUAAUGAUGGCACAAAAAUAUGUGAUGUAUGGUUACAAAAAGUUCGUGAUAAAUAUUUAGGAGAGACAGUCCUUACUGAAAAACAUCUUUCAAGGUUGAUGGAGGCUCUCAAAGCCUAUUUAACAGAACAAUCUAUGAGUGUAGUUGAAUGUGCUGUUAGGCAUCUACAAGAGGAGUUGGAUUAUGAUGCAGCAGCUAUCAAUCAAUUACAGUUUGCCAUCUAUUUGUAUCAAGAGUCGGUCAUUGAAGUCCUUCGUCUGCACCCCAUCAAACCACACUGGGUGUUCGCUCUGGACAACCUCGUCCGCUCGUGCGUCCAGGCGGCCAUCACCGUCCUCACGCCCGAGUUCGUCGAGCACAUAGCCAAUCACAGCUCGCCCAGCACCGUCAACUCGUCGAAAUCGGGCAAGAUCAACGAGGGGUUCGAGGUGGGGGGCCGAACGGUGGACGCGAAGCUGUUGCGCGAUCUGGUCGAGUGCCAGAAGCAGUACCAGGCGACGAUGAAACAACUGUUAGAGGGCCACUGCCAAACGACUGAAACCCUAAAGGCGUUGUGCUCCUGCCACCACCGAAACCAUCAGCUUCAGCUGCAACCACCUCUACAAGAAGAGGUCGAAGAAGACCCCUACUUGGCAAGGUGGUUGGAGGGUCUUGGGAUCAGAGAGAACGCCAGAAAAGCCAUCCUGGCCGAAGGUUAUACGCUCGAAGAUGUCCUUUACCACAUCGAGCGAGACGACUUGAGACGGGUGGGGUUGAGAGGGGCAACCGAAUUGAGGAUUUGGCGGGCCGUCAAACACCAUCGCGAAAACGGCGAUGGGAUUAUCUGUAACGGAGUCACGACAGACGAAAGCGGUACUGUUUAACGAUUAAAACAGUGUGCUGGAAAAUUCGCGUACUGUUCAAUUCAAAUAGUAUACGGUGUACUGUUUGAUUG
Messenger RNA from Phaedon cochleariae (mustard beetle), 4267 nucleotides. NCBI's taxonomy places the organism in Eukaryota, Metazoa, Arthropoda, Insecta, Coleoptera, Chrysomelidae. The record is from the annotation of a GenBank genome assembly.